ACGAAAGUUGGCCACUUAAACUACUUCCAGGCAGCCGGCAGACAUUAUAUCCAACCCAAACUACACCAGGGGGAAAGGAAUAACACCGCGUUUCCCACAGCGCACUAUCAUUCAGCCGCUUGCUCCUCCUUUUUUUAUUUUUUAUUUUUCUACAAACUUAAUCUCUCUAGAGCGUUUCAUUUCAGCUGUUGUUGCGUUUAUUCGUUUCGUUUUGGUAUAUUUAUUAAGAAAAAGGAGAGCAUUUAUUUUUUUAUACAUAUAUGUAUUUUCCCCUGGGUGGAAGAAGUGUCUGUCCAGAUUUUCUCCCCCUAGGAUUUGGGAUUUAACAGUGUCUAUUCUCUGAUCUUUCAAAAAAAAAAAACAUUCCGUUUUUCCUUUUUAUUUUUUUUAUUUUUCUUAUUCUUGGUUGUUUCCUGGUUUGGACUUUUAGAGUGAAGCAGGUUCCACUGCACAGUGAUUUGGGUUUUAUUUUUUUUAUUUUUAUUGCCCCAGUAGCUAGAGGAUGGCUACUUUACCGGGAACAGUGCCUCGGAUGGUGCGCCCUGCGCCAGGCCAGAACUACCCAAGAACCGGCUUCCCCUUGGAAGUGUCCACCCCUCUGGGCCAGGGCAGGGUGAACCAACUUGGUGGAGUCUUCAUCAACGGGAGGCCCCUGCCAAAUCACAUCCGACACAAGAUAGUGGAGAUGGCCCACCAUGGCAUCCGGCCCUGCGUGAUCUCGCGACAACUGCGAGUUUCUCAUGGCUGCGUCUCCAAGAUCCUGUGCCGAUACCAGGAGACCGGCUCGAUACGUCCAGGGGCCAUAGGGGGCAGCAAGCCCAGGCAGGUGGCAACUCCCGACGUGGAGAAGCGGAUCGAAGAGUACAAGAGAGAAAACCCGGGUAUGUUCAGCUGGGAGAUCCGGGAUAAGCUGCUGAAGGACGGGGUGUGCGACAGAAGCACAGUUCCUUCAGGUGAGGCUUCAUCUGUGAGUUCCAUCAGCCGCGUUUUGAGGGCCCGAUUUGGCAAAAAAGAUGACGAGGAUGACUGUGAUAAGAAGGAUGAAGAUGGAGAAAAGAAAACAAAGCAUAGCAUCGAUGGCAUCCUUGGUGAUAAAUGUAACCGCACAGACGAUGGCUCGGAUGUUGAUUCAGAGCCAGAUUUGCCACUGAAGAGGAAGCAGAGGCGCAGCCGCACAACCUUCACAGCAGAGCAGCUGGAGGAGCUGGAGAAGGCUUUUGAAAGAACACAUUACCCUGAUAUCUACACCCGGGAGGAGCUGGCUCAGAGGACCAAACUCACAGAAGCUAGAGUACAGGUCUGGUUUAGCAACAGGCGGGCUCGAUGGCGCAAGCAGGCCGGCGCCAAUCAGUUAGCAGCCUUCAACCAUCUGCUUCCUGGAGGAUUCCCACCCACAGGGAUGCCAACUCUACCCACCUACCAGUUGCCGGAGACCAGCUACCCCAGCACUACGCUAUCGCAGGAGGGCAGCAGCACAUUGCACAGGCCCCAGCCCCUGCCACCAUCUUCCAUGCACCAGGGAGGUCUGAGCGCUGACAGCAGCUCCGCUUACGGCUUGUCGUCCAAUCGCCACAGCUUCUCCAGCUACUCCGAUACGUUCAUGAGCCCCUCUGCAUCCAGCAACCACAUGAACCCUGUUGGCAAUGGGCUCUCCCCACAGGUGAUGAGCAUCCUGAGUAACCCCAGCGCUGUACCCUCGCAGCCCCAGCACGACUUCUCCAUCUCUCCGCUUCACAGCAGUCUUGAGAGCUCCAACCCCAUCUCAGCCAGCUGCAGCCAGCGCUCUGACACCAUCAAGAGCGUGGACAGCCUGGCUUCCUCCCAGUCGUACUGCCCUCCAACCUACAGCGCCACCAGCUACAGUGUGGACCCUGUCACUGCUGGCUACCAGUACAGCCAGUAUGGCCAGACUGCGGUGGAUUACCUGGCUAAGAAUGUGAGCUUGUCCACCCAGAGGAGGAUGAAACUCGGGGACCACUCAGCUGUGCUGGGGCUCCUGCAAGUAGAGACGGGACAGGCCUACUGAAGACACCUCACACUCAUCCUCCACCUCCUGUCUCUCCGUUUCAUCCGCCUCAGUUUGCUCCAUGCUUUCCAUCAAGCCUGGACUCCAGGUCAACUCUGUGAUGCCCGUCAUGACAUCGGAGAAAGUGACGGUUUUAGGGAAGGCAAGAUGUUCUUCAGACAAAUUCUAAUUGUUAACGAGCAUUUAGCUCAGAGGGACCAAACAGGAGCCCUAGGAUGGCGGAGUUGGGACGCCUUGAGCUCCUUCUUUGUCAUGGCUUCAGUCCAGCACACGUUUAGAGCCAUCAACAACAUGUACUUUGACCUUGCUGUUCAUAGUAGUUAACAAAGCCAACAUCAUUUGAAUAACUCUUAUUCCUUGUUCCUUUUUUGAUAUUGUUAAGCCUAUUGUUGCUGUUCUAUGAUUAUGGUUAAUGUGAUUUUUGUUGUUGUUUGAAUCCAUUCGUGUCUCUUUUAUCUGUCUGAUGUUGGUGCGUUAAAAAACCCCAAUGGAGGAUGACUGAGACGAUAUGAAAGCGACUGUCUGUUGCGCGUGUGUGUACGUUUGCGUGUCAGCACAUUUACACACAAGAGGAGAUGAUUGUUUUCCAAGCUGCUGCUCCCUGAGCUCCAACGCUCAUGAGCGAUUUGACCUUCCCACUUUCAUAUUCCUCUUGACAUUCCUAAAGAACUUGGCCACUCUGUGGGAAGUCUGGCUGGAUGGAUUCAGCAGGGAAUUUAAGCAGCGUAUUGGCCGCCAAUAGCUUCCCCACCACACGUCUUCGUAACCUCCAUCCAAUGCUUAGCUGUGGCCCACAGGGAAAGGGGGGCAUUGUUUGCAAAAACAGGAUUGGGGAAAUUAAUGUGUUUUGAAAUAUAGACCUUGCCAAGGAGGGCUAACUCACUCAAACCAGCAGCUCCCCAUACCCACUCCCUGGAAAGCCCAUCUUCCAGGAAAUCCUCUGUUUGGCUUAAACACUUUAAAGCUGAUUAAAUCACACAAAUAUAAUGUCAAAGCUAAUUCACAGUGACCCUUUUCCUUUAAGCCUUUCAGUUCCUUUACCCAUUUUGUAAAUGCACCUUUAGUUCGUUUCAACUUCAUGAAUAAAACAGGCACUCCUUCAAAACAUUCCUCACUCUCUUUCAAUAAAAAAAAUAUAUAUAUAUAGAAAAGCAUUCCAGCAUUUUCUGGUUCUGUUGUGAGAUUAAAGAAAGGACAAGCUGUGCCAUUCACGUGCACUCUGGAAAAUCACAUAAUCCAGUCAUCUGUGAAAGGGCACAGGUAACGCCGCUGAUUGGCCCCCCACUUCGGUUUGGACCAGAGCCUCGGCCUAUAAUCCUCCAGCUUUUAAGAUUUCAACAAAAUGUACAAAAAAGGCAGAAAAAAAUGUAAUAGUUGAUAUGAGAAAUUUGUGUAGCACUCAUAGUUGACUUUGGAUAUGAAAGAGGACCAGCUGUUCUUUUGAGGUCUUAAUGUUUUUCUGACAUCACUGUACACAGAGAAUUGGACCCUCUGUCGCCUUUAAAAUCAGUAAAAAAAAAAUGUACAUUUCCAAAAGCAGAUUGUGUAUUGUUUGGUUAUAAAGAGUAUGUUUUAUACUAGCAUAAUGAGUGGGAGGUCAUCGAGGGAUCUGUAAGAGAAAAUGAUUUAUAUGAGUGUCGUUGACCAGCCUGUUUUCUGUUUUGUUUGUUUAUGUUGUUUUUUUCUUUGUUUUAUUUCUUAUUUAAUUGUUUAAGUUGUUUGAGCCAAAAAUGUUUUGUUACUGUUUUUGGCCCCAAUGAGAACAAAUUUGUAUAAAUUAGCGCAGUUGUAAAAGAAGUUUAAAGUUAAAGUGAGUUAAGGAGGAUUAAAAUGAGCUCAGAUAAAAAAGGAAAAAGCUUGUUUUCUCAGAUGGACUCUGGUUGGACCACACUGUACAUUUGAAAAGUGGCAGGAAGAGACAUCUUCACCUGCCAGAGAGUUUCUAGCAGCUGGUUUCACAGACUGAUAAUGAAUGGACCACGGACCUAACACCGCCCGCACCCAGAGCCAUUUUGGUUGUGGCACUGUUGAUGGAUGCGAGUGACAGUACCCCCCCCACCCCACCUGAGGGUAAGGGGUAAAACUGAAGAGUCAGGCUUUGAUUUGUGGACCAAUAGGACUUCAGGAGUACAAAGCAACGCUGACUCCACUCUGAGCGGCAGCUGCUGCUGCUGCUCCACUUUGAAACCUCACUCUUGUACAUUUUAAAACUGAAAAAUUUUAGACUUGUCUUUAGUGUAUCAAACCCAUUUCUAACACUUGGAUAUUUAAGGCAUACAGCUCCUUAUUCCUCCUCCCCUUCUUCCUCUUCCUCCUGUCUCUGUGAGCCCUAACCUGUUUUAGUUGCUUUCUGACAUCUGUGCUUUGCUUUACUCCUCUUUCUGUUCCGCAUGUGUGUAUAUUAUCAUGGUAUAAUUUAUUCUGCUGUAUGAAGUAUUAGAGUAGUGGGAAACUUGUAUUGGUAUUUACUACCUUCAGCCUGUUGGUGUGUUUAAUGUAACACUGGCGUAACUGUUAUCAAUUAAAGAUCCAAAACUGA
Messenger RNA from Cyprinodon variegatus (sheepshead minnow), 4565 nucleotides. RefSeq names its product paired box 7 (gene pax7a). Lineage: Eukaryota; Metazoa; Chordata; Actinopteri; Cyprinodontiformes; Cyprinodontidae. The record is from RefSeq and is a predicted model, not a curated record. Gene Ontology annotation, molecular function: DNA-binding transcription factor activity, RNA polymerase II-specific; RNA polymerase II cis-regulatory region sequence-specific DNA binding. The coding region runs from base 503 to 2026 and encodes 507 amino acids. Gene Ontology annotation, biological process: anatomical structure development; regulation of transcription by RNA polymerase II. The transcript has 9 exons.